Fonsecaea pedrosoi CBS 271.37 is the source of this 264-nucleotide messenger RNA. RefSeq lists its product as uncharacterized. The record is from RefSeq and is a predicted model, not a curated record. NCBI's taxonomy places the organism in Eukaryota, Fungi, Ascomycota, Eurotiomycetes, Chaetothyriales, Herpotrichiellaceae. The transcript has 4 exons. The coding region runs from base 1 to 264 and encodes 87 amino acids.
AUGGCGUCUUCUGCGCAAUCAGAUCAGGCUGCUUCUUCAGAACCACAGAUUGAUGCUUGGGAGAAAUCAAAAGCGACCUUCCAAUCGAAACGAACAUCCGAAUAUUACGAUCCCUGCCAGGAGUUUGCGAACAGGAGUAUAAAAUGCAUGCACAGGAAUAAAGGAGACAGGGAGAUGUGCCAGGACUACUUUAAAGCCUACCGCGACUGCAAGAAAGAAUGGACUGCGAAACGGAGAGCUGAAUCGGGCUCGUGGUUUGGGUGA